This is a messenger RNA of Pogoniulus pusillus (Red-fronted tinkerbird), 5077 nucleotides long. It is a transcript of the gene DDHD2, whose product is annotated as DDHD domain containing 2. The transcript is spliced from 17 exons. Bases 218 to 2320 code for a protein of 700 amino acids. Lineage: Eukaryota; Metazoa; Chordata; Aves; Piciformes; Lybiidae. Gene Ontology annotation, molecular function: glycerophospholipase activity; protein binding; triacylglycerol lipase activity. The record is from RefSeq and is a predicted model, not a curated record. Gene Ontology annotation, cellular component: cytoplasm; COPII-coated ER to Golgi transport vesicle.
GCCGGGCCGCGGACAAGGCGCGGGAGGGGCCGCAGCAGGGCCGGGGCCGCAGCCAGCCCGGUUCGGGAGCUGCGCACCCGCGGACAGGCGCGGCCGGGACAGGGGCCCCGGAGGGCUCCGGCCCCGACGCCCCCGCUUUGGGCAGCGUUUGCCGCUGGGGGCCGCGGGAAGCGUUCCUGGGGUCCCGGACCCCCGCGGCGGGCGCAGGGACAUCGCCAUGGCCACCGCGGAGCAGCCGCAGCCCCCCCGGGCCGGCGGCGAGGCAGCGGAGCCGGAGCCCGGCGGCGGGUACGAGCCUGUGGUCCCGCACUGGUUCUACUGCAGGGCGGCGGACGGCAGGGAGCGGUGGGUCCCCUUCAGCAGCCAGGACUCGGAGCGGCUGGAGGAGGCGUUCGGCGCAGGGGGAGCCCAAGCAGAGGUGGUGGUGCCCACCUCGGGGGGUAGGUACGACGUGCGGCUGCAGCAGCGGCAGCGGGUGGCAGUGUACUGGGAGGAGGAGGUGUCGGAGGUGCGGCGCUGCACCUGGUUCUACAAGGGGGACAAGGACAAUAAGUACAUCCCCUACUCAGAGACCUUCAGUGAGGAGCUGGAGGAAGCUUACAGGAUUGCUGUGACCUUGGAUGAGUGGAAGAAGAAACUGGAGUCCCCCAGCAGGGAAAUCAUUAUCUUGCACAACCCAAAGCUGAUGGUGCACUACCAGCCAGUCGCCACCUCUGACGAUUGGGGCUCCACUCCCACGGAACAAGGUCGACCUCGAACUGUGAAGAGAGGAGUGGAAAACAUUGCUGCUGACAUCCCCAGCGGAGAGCCACUGCAGAUCGACCACUUGGUGUUCGUGGUGCACGGCAUCGGCCCCGCCUGCGACAUUCGCUUCCGCAGCAUCGUGCAGUGCGUGAAUGACUUCAGGAACGUCUCCCUGAGCAUGCUGCAGGCACACUUCAGGAAGGCCCAGGAGCAGCAGCAGAUCGGCAGGGUGGAGUUCCUGCCCGUGAACUGGCACAGCUCCCUCCACUCCACCGGCGUGGAUGUCGACCUGGAGCGGAUCACUCUGCCCAGCAUCAACCGGCUGCGUCACUUCAUCAACGACACCAUCCUGGACGUCUUCUUCUACAACAGCUCCACCUACUGCCAGACCAUCGUGGACACGGUGGCCUCGGAGAUGAACCGGCUCCACCAGCUCUUCCUGCAGAGGAACCCCCUCUUCAAAGGGGGGGUCUCCAUCGCGGGGCACAGCCUGGGCUCCUUGAUUCUGUUUGAUCUCCUGACAAACCAGAAAGCUGCUCCUGAGCAGGACGAGCAGGGCACAGAGGGCUCCAGGACAAGCUCAGGCAGCAGAGGUGUGGAGGAAGUCAAAGAAGUGCUGAAGCAGCUGGAGCUGUCUGAGUACUGCGAGGUGUUCGAGAGGGAGAAGAUGGACAGGCAGGCACUGUUCUUGUGCGUGCAGGAAAACCUGAAAGAAAUGGGAAUUCCCUUAGGACCAAGAAUGAAGCUGCUCAACUACAUCAGCUCCCAGAAGGAGAUGCAGGACCAGGGUGCAGCAGCUGCUGGGCACAGCAGGGAGCACAGAGCCCCUCCUGGACCCCCAUCAGAGCACGACCUGGAUGGCAGAAGCUGCCAGUACCGCGACGUCGGCUUAGGGCAGGUCUCAGCCAACUACCCCCAGCUGAACUACAAGCCCUGCAUCUUCUUCGCCUUCGGCUCUCCCAUCGGCAUGUUCCUGACGGUGCGGGGGGUGAAGCGAAUCGACCCCAACUACAGCCUGCCCACCUGCAAGGGCUUCUUCAACAUCUUCCACCCCUUUGACCCAGUGGCCUACAGGAUUGAGCCCAUGAUCGUCCCCGAUGUGGAGUUCGAGCCCAUGCUGCUGCCUCACCACAAGGGCAGGAAGAGGAUGCACCUAGAGCUGAAGGAAGGGCUGACCCGCAUGAGCGUGGACCUGAAGAACAACCUGCUGGGGUCGCUGCGGGUGGCCUGGCAGUCCUUCACCCGCGCCUCGCUGCCAGCUCUGGAGGCAGCCAGCGCCGACCCCGAGCUGGAGGCAGAGCCUGGUGCAGAGAAGCAGCCAGACACAAAGGCAGAGGAGCCCCCCCCGGCAGCCAAGGAAGAGACUCCUCCCAUCAACGUGGGGAGGCUGAACGGGGGGAACCGCAUCGACUACGUGCUGCAGGAGAAGCCGAUCGAGAGCUUCAACGAGUACCUCUUUGCCCUGCAAGGACACCUCUGCUACUGGGAGUCAGAAGACACAGUUCUGCUGGUUCUGAAGGAGAUCUACCAGACACAAGGCAUUACACUGGAUCAGCCUUUGCCAGGAAGCCAGUGACCAGCCUGUGCUCUUUGGCUGCUGGAUUGCUGUGUCUAAGGCAGCAGCCUGGGGCAGGUUUUCCUUUGGCCUGGCUGCACAUUGGGCUCCUUUCCUCUCCUGCACACAAGCACUCAGACAAGAGGAGAGCUGCUAACCUCCUGCUGCAGACAAGGGCAGCAGCAACCGUGCAUGGUUCCACUCAGUUCAGUCAAGCAGGGAAGGACCAGACCAUGGCCCCACACUCCAGCCUCCUGGCCUGAAUGUUCCUUAUAGGUGGUGGUGCAGCAGGGCAUGGACAGAGCUGUGCUCAGCCUCUGCUGCUGACUUGAGUGAGGGUAGAAGAGGCUGAGGCACAGCCUUGGGUUUGCUCUCAAAGCCCAGCAGUGCGUGUGGGAGGCUGGGCUGGGUGGGAAGGAGGUUGCACUGAGGUGGGGGUUGGUCUCUUCUCCCUAGAUUCAGGUGAUAGGAAAUGGCCUGGAGUUGUGCCAGGGCAGGGUUAGUUUGGAGAUGAGGAAAAAUUUGUUUGCUGCAAGAGUGGUCAGGGACUGGCACAGGCUGCCCAGGGAGGUGGUGGAGUCCUUGGCCCUGGAGGUGUGCAAGAAACCUGUGGCCAUGGCACCUGGGGGCAUGGUUUGGUGCCCGUGGUGGGGUUGGGUUGAAGGUCAGAUCUUGGGAGUCUUUUCCAACCCAAACAGUUCCAUGACUCCAGGACACUUUGGUCUGCCCCAGUGCAGCUGUUGCUACCUUCUUCUGCUUCCUUAGAUCCCAGUCACUUGAGCACUCACCAGCACAGUCCAGAUGUCUUCUCUGCCUUCCUCUCUCCUCUGCUGCUGUCCCCUGCAUGCUGCCUCCCAAGUACUUGCUGCUCCCUGGAGCCAAGGAUGAUUUUCCUCCAUUUCGGGUACGGGUUGGGGGGGGAACCCAACCCAAAACUGCUGAGGGCAAAGUGCUGCAGCACAUCCAGCACCUGCACUGGCACCCCCUGCGUACUGCCAGCCUCCGCAGCAGAGAGCAGCUGCCUGGGCUGGGAGCUGCUCCCCGGAGGGCUCCUGGCUGCGUGGGGAAGCUCAGAGCUGCUCUCCUUGAGGAGUCAUUAGGAAAAGGCCUUAAAGAUGCAGCGUGGAGAGAGCCAAAGCAGCCUUGUGGAGCCCAGGAGGUGGCUGCCUGCUGCCCGCAGUGCCCCAGCGCGGCAGGGGGGAGGGCUCUGGGCACGGGGAGGCGAGGCCCAGGCUGCAGGCAGGAGCAGGAAUGUGUCCUACCAGCCCCUGCCACCUCCUUCAGCUGCUGCUGUGGGGUUUGUACACCCCUGGGGCCACGCCAGGCAGCACUGUCCCUUAAAGCACCCUGUGAGAGUGGCAGGGUUGUGUGCCCUUGCCCCAGCUGCUCCUGCCCGCUGGGGGAGGCUGGCAGCGACCUCUCAGCACCCCCACCCAGCAGCCCACGUGUGGGACUGAGCUAGCAGCCAGGUUCUACCUGCAGGAUUCACCUCCAGCUCAAAGCACAGCUGCACUGGAGGGGAAAGCAGCUGCUCCUCAGCAGCAUCCCAGCAGCUGGGAGGCCUGGAGGGCAGUCUGCUGCUACCCUGCUGCUGUCUGGCUUGCAGGGUGGCCCACAGGGAUCUUUGCAGCCAGGCUCCAGUCCUUGAGUUGGGUUUGAAGUACACAAAAGGAAGCCAGCAAAGUGGGGGCCCAGAGCUGUAAGGUCUGGACACUGCACCCCCAUGAGCCCAUGGAGGAAUGACACCAGCUCUGCCCUCUGGUGUGCCAGCUCUGCUCCAAAGGGGACAGAGAGGCUCCUGUGAUCCCCUCCCUGCGACCAAAACCCCCCCAGGCUGACCUCAGAACCCCCAGACUGACCUCAACCUCUCCCCAACUCGGCCCCAAAUCCCUCCAGGCUGACCUGAAACUUCUCAAGCCAGCCUUGAACCCCCCCUCAGGUUGACCCCAAAACUUCUCAGGUCAACCUCUAAACCCCCUAGGCCAGCCACAAAUCCCUCAAGGCUGACCCGAAACCUUUCAAGCCACCCCAAAACCCCCCAGCCUGACCCCAGAUCCCUGCAGGCUGAUCCCAAACCUCUCAGGCCAACCUCAAAACCCCCUAGGCCAGCCACAAAUUCCUCCAGACUGACCUGAAACCUUUCAAGCCACCCCAAAGCCCGACCCCAAAUCCCUCCAGGCUGACUCCAAAACCUCUCAGGCUAACCUCAAAACCCCCCAGGCUGACUCCAAAUCCCCCCUAGGCCAUCCUCAACUUCCUCCCUGGCUGACCCAGGUUGAGCUGAGGCUGGAGCCUUGAGGCAGGGCAGAAGCAGACACUCAGAUGUGUCAGGUCUUUGCCUUUGGAAGAACCAAACCACUUUCCCCUCCCUGCCUUUUGCCCUGCAUGGGGUCAGGAACCUUUUCUCCACAGCCUGUGGCUUUGGUUGGGUUUUUGUGUCCUCCACUGCACAUCAUUUGCACUAUGAGAAAGGUUUUGUGUGGAGCCUGCAUCCUUCCUUCCCUUCCCCCUCCACUCCCAUCCCCAGGGAAAGAGAUCUUUUACCUGACUGCAAGAACAGGAACUGCUCAGCCUCAGCUGCUGCUUGCUGAGAGGUCUCCUGCAGCAGUAGGGAAAAGGAAUGGUCUGCCCAUGGGACACUUCUCAACAUCAGCUCUUUGAGUUAUGCACUUUGUAAAAAGAAGAGGGAGAAAACAAGAAAAGAGGAGAAGUUAAACACCUCUGAGAUGUUAUUUAAUGUCUUUUGCAGUAAAAGCCAAAAUAAACUAAGUAGCUGAG